Penicillium manginii is the source of this 2274-nucleotide messenger RNA. RefSeq lists its product as uncharacterized. Gene Ontology annotation, cellular component: nucleus. The record is from RefSeq and is a predicted model, not a curated record. The transcript has 4 exons. Gene Ontology annotation, molecular function: RNA polymerase II cis-regulatory region sequence-specific DNA binding; zinc ion binding; DNA-binding transcription factor activity, RNA polymerase II-specific. Lineage: Eukaryota; Fungi; Ascomycota; Eurotiomycetes; Eurotiales; Aspergillaceae. Gene Ontology annotation, biological process: positive regulation of transcription from RNA polymerase II promoter by galactose; DNA-templated transcription. Bases 1 to 2274 code for a protein of 757 amino acids.
AUGCAGCAGGACUGCCCUACACGGAGAGUCGCAGGAGCUCGUCGUCGCAAAAUCGCUUUGGCUUGUGAACCUUGCCGUGAGCGGAAGUCUCGCUGCGACGGCGGCAAGCCGGUAUGUGCAUCUUGUGACCGUCGGGGGUUUCCGAUUGGUCGUUGUGUGUACAAAGCGGAAAAUGCGCGUUCAGCAAGUAGCGACGAAUACAUCCUGACACUACACAAACGAAUUCGGGAGCUGGAGGAGGGCUCGGGUACUCAGGUAUCAGGAGCUGGCGUGAAGCACCCGAACAAUCCGUUAGAUCCACCCAAUUCCGAAGACACGUUCGUGGCCGAUACUAGCGACGGGGCCAUCGGAAUUGGUGCCUCCCAAACAAGAAUCGAUGAAGCUCAGCAUUUGCCGGAUCACCAGCAACUACCGUUGAAUGUGCCAGAUAAGACAGAAAGCACCAACACCACCCAUUCAUCUUGUCCCUUUGAGUCUCCUAGUCAUGUCACUGGGAUGGGCGCCAUGACGGAAGUCAACGAUAACGAAUCCUUUCCAAACCAAAGUGCAGAGUAUUUUGGAAGCUCGUCAACUGCCUCGUUGAUGUCUCUUUUGUCCCGAAACCCUGAGUACCAAAGCCGCCAUGUGUGGGCAUCACGGAGACCAGCCUCCCUUUACCCAGCUAGCAAUGGCCAAGACUUGAAUCAAAUGUCCCUAUCUACCAUGCAGCUUGAAGACUUCCUACUUCCUCCCCGGGAUUUGGCAGAUCACUUGCUCGGGUGUUUUUGGGAUAGAGUUUAUUGCCUUUAUCCGUUCUUUGAUCGCCGCAGUUUUCAAGAUGCAUACGAAAAUCUUUGGAUACCCGACAAUCAGAGUGCUCGUGAACUCUCAAACUUGAAUAUUGGACUUGGAGAUCGCAUCAACUCAGGGUCAAGAUCGAUUGUUUUUAGCUGCGCACUAAAUGCGAUAUUUGCCAUAGGCUGUCAUUUUUCUGACAUUCCCAUCGAACAGCGAGAGACCGUCGCGCAUCAAUUUUUUCUUAGAGCCAAACACCAGAUCGGUUUAGAUAUGAUUGACAUCCAGUCAAUUGGUGUAGUUCAGGCGUUCCUAAUUGUCGCAUUGUUCUUACAAAGUACGGCCUAUCCCCAUCGCUGUUGGAGUUCAAUUGGAAUGGCAUGCCGUCUUGCGCUUGGCUUCGGGCUACAUGAACCGCAUCUGUGGGCAACCAAACAUCCGUUGGAGCAGGAGAUUCAGAGGCGAACCUGGCAUGGGUGUGUGAUGAUGGACAUAACUGUCAGUAUGACAUACGGGCGUCCUAGCAUGACGACGCAUAUUACAAGUAUUCCAUUGCCGGGGAUAUUCGACAUCGAGUCCCGCAGGGAGACAGACGAACCAUCACUCACCACCUUUUACAAUUCCACGAUCAGACUUUAUUCUAUCCUGGAUCUUAUUCUGUCCGAUGUCUAUAAUACUUGGAGAGGACGAUCCAGUGAGACCACUGACAAGAUAAAACAGGCCGGAGGGCUCGAUAUGAUUAUCAGAAUCGAAGAUAAAUUGCGUUCAUUCAAAUCCAGUAUUCCGGACUGCCUAACCUGGAAUGAAUUGCCUGGGUCAGCGAUACCAUCUUCGAAUAUAUCACUUAUUGAACGGCAGCGAAAUGUACUUCACGCACGGUUCCUGUAUCUCCACGUCCUCCUUUAUCGGCCUAUGCUCACUCAAAUGUGCUUUGAAGAGCAAACAACAGGAUCCUCUAGUAAUCUGUCAAGCUCGGUGCAUUCAUUCGUGUCAAUAAAAUGUGGAAAUGAAUGUAUCCGAGCCGCUAUUGAUCUCAUUUCCCUCGUCUAUGAGACCCACAGAACUCUCGAGACAGACACAUGGUGGUUUAAUGGCUUCUAUACCUCUACGGCUGCAAUGGUUUUGAUCAUGUCUGAUACCAGACGUGAUCCUCACUAUUUAGACAUUGAAAAAACCGCGAUCAAUAUUGCCUGGCAAAAGUCGGAGCACGUAUUGAAAUACAUGGCUUCAUUUAGUGUGUCAGCUCAAAACACGCUCAUCUGUCUCCAGAACAUACGAAAUCGGGUUCUCAGAAAGUCGAACUCUGAUCUAGGCCCGAGCCAAAACAACGGCAACGCUUCUCAGGACUUGUCUACAGAACCAGGACAAGAUCAUGCGGGCUUGUCCCAAAUUGCGAGUGGAACCUUGAACUGCGAUGAUGGGACUCUAUUAGAGGACUUGGGGUUUCUUGGACCUUUUGAUCUUAGUGAUUUUCAGGACUGGUUUCCACAGCCAGCAUAA